Molecule: messenger RNA, 222 nt
Organism: Penicillium malachiteum
Lineage: Eukaryota; Fungi; Ascomycota; Eurotiomycetes; Eurotiales; Aspergillaceae
Product: ATP synthase subunit epsilon family protein
Exons: 3
Coding region: 1-222 (73 amino acids)
Biological process (GO): proton motive force-driven mitochondrial ATP synthesis
Cellular component (GO): mitochondrial inner membrane
Molecular function (GO): proton-transporting ATP synthase activity, rotational mechanism
Source: RefSeq, a predicted model, not a curated record
AUGACUGCCGUCUGGAAAGCCGCUGGCCUUACUUACAACCGUUACCUGGCCAUUGCCGCCCGCACGGUGCGCCGGUCUCUGAAGGACGGUCCUCGUCUCGCCUCUGAGCGCCGCGGCCAGAUGGACCUCCGUUUCGCCAAGUGGGAGAACGGCAAGCAAGGCAACGUCCGCUCUCUCGCCCAGGCCAACGAUGAGGCCGUUGCUCAGGCUGCUGAGAAAUAA